CACAGAUUGGUGUUAUGUGAGUGAGGACAGUGCUCUCCAAUACCAAGUCCUUUCUGCUACUGAUGAGCUGAUAACCAAAGCCAGAGACCAGCUUGAGAAGACGUGUGCAGAAAUCAGCGCUGACACCAACUCCACAGAGGCCUGCUACCCAGGGAGACAGCCACCAGAGAGUACAGACACACAGCAACAGCUAGAUGGCCUGAUGGAUGUUAGUGUAUACCACAACUGAUUGUGUUUGACUUAAAGCUGGCUACAGUGCCUACGGUACUAGCAAAAUAGCAGGUCUGUUCGUUGUCACUGAGGUUCACUUAUAGGGCGAUCUAAAUAAAGAUGGAUGUAUGGCUGUGGUUCUCCUGACAGGAGAAAGUUAACUUGGGGUUCAGGCAUUAACUGUAGCCCUAUUAAAGCGAGCCACCCUUCAGGAUAGAGAGCCUUAAGAAACACAGAUACUGACAGAUAGAGCUAUAUGAGCAUCUGCAGAUAGCAUUGGGUUCAGAGUUAGCAAGCUAGCAGAAUUAGCGUGCUAGCAGAGUUAGCAAGCUAGCAGAGUUAGCUGGCUAGCACAGUUAAAGAGCUAGCUGAUUUAGCUUGCUAGCCGGCUUGGGGGAGGAGAACAGAGCACCAUGAGCUCCAGAGAUAGCGGUGAAGAGGUUAUGAUGGAGGCCCAGCCUAGCCUGGAGGAAGAAGACAUGGAUGGAGGAGAAGGAGGGGAGGCUAGCCCAACCGAGGCAGAGCCGGGAGAAGGUGGCGAAGACAAGGCUGUGGCGUACGACUGUAACGUAUGCGGUCGUAGCUUCCCUUUCCAAAGCUCUCUGUCGCAGCACAUGAGACGCCACACGGGGGCACGGCCUUAUAAGUGCCCCUACUGUGACCACCGAGCCUCUCAGAAGGGCAAUCUGAAGGUACACAUCCGCAGCCACAAACUGGGCACGCUCAUCAGCCACCACCCCGAGGAGGAUGAGGAGGGGCCAGAGGAGGAAGAGGAGGAGGGCUCAGAGGAAGUGGGCGUGUCCGAGGGCCUGGAGGGCGGCACCAGCCCCACGAAGAGCAGCUCUGCCUGUAACCGCGUGGUCAACGGCGACAGCUCUGAGGAGAGCCGAAGGAAAGUGGCGGCAAGGGGCGUGAAGAGGGAGAGGUCGUCGGAGCGGCGGCCAUACCGCUGUCGCCUGUGCGGCUUCGAAACUCCGAGAGAAGACCAGCUCCUGAGCCACAUCGAGAAAGUUCACAUCACGGCCGACACCGACGACCCGGACACUCCCCAGAGCCAGGGGGAGACGGAGACUGGGGGGGAGGCCGGUGGGGAGGCCGUGGGGGAGGUCAUCCAGACCGACGGGACUUUCCCGUGUGAGACCUGCGGCCAGGUGUUCACCCAGGCUUGGUUCCUCAAGUCCCACAUGAAGAAACACGCCGGGAUCCUGGAGCACUGCUGCAAGGUGUGCGGCCGUCGCUUCCGAGAGGCCUGGUUCCUCAAGUCCCACAUGAAGACCCACAACAGCUCCAAGUCCUCGGCCAGGAGCAGGCCCAAGGUCGAGUCGGAACCUCCUGCCACUAUCAACGACGUGGCCCAGGGCCCUGAGGUCUCUCUAGGCACGGCAGGCCUGGGCCUCAGCCUAUACCAGAUCUGCUCCAAGUGUGGGAACAUGUUCCAUGACAGGGAGAGCCUCAGGGCCCAUGAAAAGGUCCACAGUGUGGGGUACAUCCACCUGACCCAGACCCAGAAGCAUGACCAGGAGGACGUCCCUGCCGCUAAGAGACUCCUUCUGGACUACCUCAACCUCCAGCCAGCCUUGGACCCCUCCGAACCCUCAAAGGAGACCCCUCAGCUGGGCUACAGGAUCCCUGAGCUGGACCCGGUCUGCAGCUACCAGGCCUGGCAGCUGGCCACGCGAGGCCGGGUCCUGCAGCCCCUGGAGGUGGGGCUUAAGUCCGGGGACCGGAACCCGGGUGACGAGGCCCUGUCCGGGGCGGCCGUGGUCUACGAGAAGGAGAGCAGCCGUUUCGUCCUGAAGGGCCAGGAGCGACGCGGCUCAGCCCGACGCGGCAGCGCCAGCAACCACUCCCCGGGCGACCACACCCCGGAGAGCCUGAGCGACUCGGAGUACCGUCCGUCCUCGCGCCAGGAGCGCCGCCGCUCUUCUCAGAGCCAGAAGUCCAAUGAGUGCUUCGAGUGCGGGAAGGUGUUCCGGAGUCGCCACCAGAUGGUCGUGCACCAGCGCGUGCACCUACGCAGGGAUGGGGGUGGCCGGGGGUCGUCCGGCGGGGAGAGGGCCGGAAGGGGGGACAGAUGGGGGUCUACCAGUGACCCGGAGUCUGGUUCCCCAAGUAGACCAAGCACCCCUGGUUAUGGAGACUCCCCCCCGCCCACCUCAGCCCUGGGAGAAAACGGAGCCGCCAUGGGUACUGCCAACCCUGGAACACUGACAGACAUCAAGCCAUACGUCUGCAGCCUGUGUGACUUUGUCACCCCGGAGUCCUCCGUCUUCCUGUCCCACGUCCGCCUGGUCCACACCCCGGACCCCCACACCCAGCCCAGCCCAGACCCCAGCCCCAGCCCCAGCUCCACCCUAGGGGGUCCAAGUGGCUACCCCAAGCUGAAGAAAGCCCUCCUCCAGGGGGGGACCCACUCCUCCUCCUCUGACCCCCACCCCUACCUCUCAGCCCGCACCCCCAGGGACAAGCGUCCCAGCCAGCCCCUCUCCCCGGCCGACCCCCUCCUCACCCCCGUGGACCUGUGUGUCAGAGAGGGAGGCCAACGGGGCCUGGCCCCCCAGGGGAAAGGCCCCCCCAGCCACAAGUGCUCUUUCUGCUCCCACAGCAGCCAGUACCCGGAGGUGCUGUGGAUGCACCAGGCCGUGACCCACCGCAUCAGCAGCACCUCCUCCACGCUGGCCCCCGCCUGGGCCCAGACGGCCCCCGCCAAGGGCCACAAAGACAAGCCCUCCUCCAGGCGACGCACCGGCCCCCCGCCCGUCCUGGAGGGGAAGGAGUGCCCCCCCCUGCCCCCCGUGGUCCGCACACCCCGCACCCGCCCCCCUGCGGCGGGGGCGCCCAAGAAGGACGGCGAGUCAAACGCCCCGCCCGGUGCCGCCUCUUCGUCCUCUUCGCCGGCCUCGUCCGCCUCCUUGUCCUCGCGGAGGUCGUCCUCCGGGGCUGCCCAGGGCCCGCGCCCCUCCCAGCGGCCUGCAGGGGGCAGGGUGGCAGAGGCCCAGACCUCACGCUCCAGACCCAAGGUGGAGAUGUAUCCCCGGGCCUCCUCCUCUUCCUCAUCUGCUGGCUCCCUGGAGAAGAGCAGGGGCUCCUCCCAGCGGUCUUCCACGACCUCCAGCCCCAGCACGGUGUCUGGGUCCGGGGCCCGGCUCCUGGACCGAUACAUGCUGCCUCAGGAGGGCCUGGGCUUCAUGCUCUCCAGCAAGCACGGCCUGGCAGAGUACAACCGGGCUCAGACCUCUGCUCAGAACCACAGCCAGUCCAAGACCGGCUCCUUUCACCCCAAGUCCAAGUCCCAGUCUAAGUCUCAGUCUCAGUCCCAGUCCCAGGCCCAGUCUAAGUCCCAGUCUAAGUCCCAGGCCCAGUCCCAGUCUAGGACUGCCAGUAGGCCUGCUACCCACAGCAGCAGCUAUGGUGCCUCCCAGCCACACAGGGGCGCUCACAACACCCCUUCCUCUUCUCCCGUGCCCCGUGGAGGCAUGGAACAAGAGAUGAUGACUGAGACUACUCCUAUAGACAUCCUCAGCUUCCUAAAGAACUACAACCCCCAUGAGCUGGCGGCCCUCUACCACCGCUGGGGAUCGGCCAAUCCCAUGCUGGAUCCAACAGGGAUGCUGCGUUCUCUGAUGGGCCAAGGAGAGUACGGCUGUCAGGAGUGUGGGAAGAGCUUCAGCCAAGCGAGCCUGCUCCGCCUACACAUGAGGUCGCACGCAGGUCAUGACGGAGUCCAACGAGGUUCGGACGCUCACACCUCUUCCUCCUCCUCCUCCUCUUCCUCCUCCUCCACAGAGCCUCCCAAACAGGUCAGGGAUUGUCCGGCCACAGCCUCCUCUCGCGCUGAGCCCUUCAGAAAAGGAACCUGAAGAUCCACAAUGUCCAGCCCCCCCUUCUGCCCCUGCCUCAGCGACCCCCCCCCCCCCCACCACCAUGCCAAGACGAACCCCCCCCCCCCCCCCGCCCGCCCCAAAGACAGAGCGCCCCUGAGAGCCACGCCUCUAUAGACUCCGCCUUAGAGUGACUCUCAGCUGGCAACCUCUGACCUCCUAGCCCUUUAACCAGCUCCUCCGUGACCUCUAACAAGCUCCCCAAUGACCUUUUGUGGAGCUCUGCUACGACCUUGAAACAAACCUCUCUUACGACCUCCAAAGAACUCUCCCGCGACCUUCAAAGGAGCUCUCCGACGACCUUCGAGACCAUGAGGAACUAGGGCCACUGGGACAUUCGCUGUGAGAGAGAAGACGUGACAAAGGAGAGUUGAAGAAGAGGAGAAAGAGAAGAGAUGGGGAGGAGAAGAGGAGUGAAAGUGUGACUGUUAGUUCAUCUGUGAACCCAGACACAGAGUUUGGCUUUGACACAUCCCAUGUCUUUACUCUGUGCUUGUCUUAGCUCAGGACUUUGAUGCUUUACCCCUCUUCCUAGAGGCUCUGUGCGUACGUGCGUGUGUGUGUGUGUGUGUGUGGCCGAAGUGAAGUGACCACCCUGUAGUCUCUGAUGACUGUUAGAAAAGGACAGGAGGGAGAGAGGGGUGGAGCGAAAGAUGGAGAGAAAAAGGAGGGGAGAAAGAGGAGAGGGAACAAAGGGAAGAGAAGGAAGGAAAGAAAGAAAGAGGGGAGAGAGAAAGAGCGACAGACAGAGAGAGAAGGGAAAGAGAGGGAUAAGAGAGUGUUGUCAGUUGGAGGAUGUGGUUGCUUUCGUCUCGUUGAGUCCCCCUGAGCACAGGAAGUACUCCUACACACCAACACACACACCACACUUACACACACACUACACUUGUGCAAAAACACCUAUGUCACACAGACAGACACAUAGUACACACACACCAACCCACACAUAUUACACACACGGGGAUUUUUGUAAGCUCACGGAAUCAAUGAAUGAAUAUAGAUCGAAGCGUGUGUGUGACUCCUUUAAAAAAAGUGGGUUAUGUGUCCAGUAUCUACGGUAUUGUAUUUGAAAGCAAGCUGCAAAUCUGUAGCCAUUGGUUAUUUCAAUAUGCAUACGGGAUGCUGUGUUUGAACAUGCCUACACGCAUGUGUACAUACUAGAUAGAGAAAGAGGGUGUAGUCCUUAUACUUGAAUUGGAACCCUGUAGCCUACCUUGUAGACUGAUCGUAUGUAGUGCUGAGACUGAAGCUGUACGGAAUAGCCCUUUAAUGCAGAACCCUCUUGAAUAUUAAUUUUCAUUCCAAAGUGUGACUUAGCAGAUGAGACCAGGAUUCUAAUGGAGAGAAAGGAGAGGGGACAUAAGAGAGAGAGAGAGAGUGAGGGAAAGAGAGAGAGAGAAACAAAGAGUGUGUAUGUGCGUGAAUAGGUGUGUGUGUGUGUAUUGUGUGGGUGCCGUUUUCCUACCGAACCCUUUACAGCAUUAGAAACCAAAUGACGUAACAUCAGCACCUAGCCCAGCAGGGGCCUGUUUUAGACCCCUCAUACUGACUGCUUAAUCCCACCCUUGGUUGCCACCUGGUCUGCAGGAGCGGAUGUGAAUGUUUAAUUAUCGGUGCAGCUUAGGUCAUCCAUGUUUGUAGUUUUCUUUUUCUGGACUGUUGUUGCUAUUAUAGCAACAACAGCAUAGAUAUCCAUACUAUAUAUAUAUAUAUAUAUAUAUAUAGGUUAUUUUUCCCGUGAUGUUUUGGAAAUAUGACAUUCCACAGCCUGUGCCAGGGGGAGCCUGGGGGGGGGGGGGGGGGGGGCAGGGCCUUCCUGAGACGCUUUUAUACAGACGUGUUACUAGUGUGUUUAUCAGUCUGUCUCUCUACUAAAGAUGUUAGGAGUUCAUAGCCUAGUGCAUAGCCAUGGUGCCCUACCCAGAGAGAGUGGCGGCAAGGGGGGUCCUGACUCAUCUGUAAGGCACAUGUCUUAUUUGUGUUUUUGGAUUAUUAUUAUUAUUAUUAUUAUCGGUUAUGAAUUGCAUUGUUUGUUGACAGUAGGAGAUGAUUUGAGUUGUGUUUUUGGUUGAUAUCUGUAUUUAUUAUCAUUUGAUCUGGAUGGAGGUGAGCAGUGGACUGGAGGAUCUGUCUGGGUGGGUUGUAUCUGGUCUGGUUUGUUUUGAUAGGAAGAUCUACCUCUGACCUGGCCUGGCCUAGCCUAGCCUAGCCUAGCCUGGUCUGAUCUGAUCUAGUCUGGUGUCAUCUGAUCAGGCUUGGCCUGGUCUGUCUUGGCCUGGCCUGGUACUGUUUGGUACAUCAUUUACGCACCUGUAAUGUAAUCAUGUCCACAAUAAAAGACUCACAAUGGCA
This is a messenger RNA of Osmerus eperlanus (European smelt), 6443 nucleotides long. RefSeq names its product zinc finger protein 516-like. Gene Ontology annotation, biological process: regulation of DNA-templated transcription. Lineage: Eukaryota; Metazoa; Chordata; Actinopteri; Osmeriformes; Osmeridae. The transcript is spliced from 5 exons. Gene Ontology annotation, molecular function: RNA polymerase II cis-regulatory region sequence-specific DNA binding; DNA-binding transcription factor activity, RNA polymerase II-specific. The record is from RefSeq and is a predicted model, not a curated record. Gene Ontology annotation, cellular component: nucleus. Bases 624 to 4070 code for a protein of 1148 amino acids.